UCGAUGUUUAUUUGCCUACUACAAUGCUGUAAUGCCUUUUGUAAGGAGAGGGCAUAUUAUAUAUUUUUUAUAAUUACGUAUUUGGAUUGAGCCCAUCAAUCGUUGGUUUGUUGUUUGACUUUUCUCAGGCAUACCGCUGCACCCUGACCUUUUUAAAGGAUCAAUCUGGGAUUGGGAUACAUCCUGCUGGAACACGGACAUCCUGGAUGAGUAGUGAGUAGUGAUGAGUGACAGGGAGGCAGUCCAAGCCCAUGUCCUUCUGUCAUCACAGGGCCACCAGACAGCCCUCCACCGAGCAGCCAUGGUGGGGAACAGUGAUAUCAUAGACGGACUCAUCAAGGGAGGCUGCGCUCUAGACCUACAGGACAAGGACGGCAACACGGCGCUUCAUGAGGUCUCAUGGCAUGGCUUCCGUCAGUCAGUCAAACUGUUGGUCAAGGCUGGAGCUGACGUUCACGCCAGGAACAAGGCAGGAAACACAGCUCUCCACCUGGCCUGUCAGAAUGCCAAUACUCAGAGCGCCCACGUGCUGCUGCUGGGAGGCUCCAGACCAGACAUCAAGAACAAUGUGGGGGACACCUGUUUGCAUGUGGCAGCACGCUACAAUCACCUGGCCAUGAUCAAGAUUCUGGUGGACUCCUUAUGCUCUGUUACGGAGAAAAACCAGCUAGGGGACACUGCUCUCCAUGUGGCGGCUGCCCUAAACCACAAGAAAACUGUUCAGCUCCUCCUGGAGGCAGGGACUGACGGCAACGCACGAAACAACGCAGGGAAGACUGCCCUGGACAAGGCCAGAGACUACAACCACAAAGACGCGUCACUCCUGCUGGCCAGAGCUCCUCAGGUUCACUGUUUCACUAGAGAAAGGACGGUGAGGAAGAAAAGGGACCGGCUGAAAGCAGAACGCAGAACCCAGUCUGUCACUAGAGAAGAAAUUCUGCCCAACAAGGACAGUGGGUACGUGGCUGAGGCGUCUCACGGUAUUGAGCGUAGGGCCAGCAGAGCAGGGCUGCCUCACCAUCAUCACCACCGCCUUCACUACAGUAAAACAUCAGUCACCCCAACCAGCCCUUACCACAGAAGGAGAAGACAUAAGCAUUUCAAAGAACAGGCCUUGGCAGAGGAUACUCCGAGAAGAAGAAUGAAUGGCCAUCCCGAACUCCACAGGAAGAGCAGACUGUGUACACAUGAUGAAGCCCUUCCGCCUCACAAUGGCAAAACCUAUCAGCUAUACACCCUGUACCGCGACAAGGACGGCAAUGUCAAACAGGCCCCAGCCAAUGGCUGCCACUGCAAGCCCCUGAUCAAGAGGCUAGAGGGAGAGCUGAACACCACUAAAGAGGAGAUGAGGACACAGAUGCUGACGGUUCAGGAGCAAGUCUAUACUAGGCUUGGGAGGAUGGACCGCAAGAGCAUACACCAGAUCAAAGUGCUGGACAUGUUGACCCAGGAGAGGGUGGCAGCAGAGAGGAUGGAGUGUCUCUACAGGAUGGACCAGACAGCUGCCCAGGGCAGAGAGGAGGCACAGAGGAGACAGCAGGCAGCAGCAACCCAGGAGUUGAAGAGGUGGUGCAUGACUCAGAUCCAGGAUUUGGACCUCCACCUCCCAGCCCACCCCCAGUACUACAAGCUGCUCCCCUCACCGUCUGUGGAGCAGUCUGUGGGGGACAAUGGAGACUCAGAGUGCCUCCCCCUGCUCUCUGUCUUCUCUGGGGACAGCAGCAGCUCUCUGGCGAACUACGUCAACCUGCUGUCAUGCCCUUCACCCUCGCCUUCAAUCACCCACAAUGCACCACACAGUCCGGCAAUGGAGCAGGGCCAGGGAUCGGGCAGGAAGUACUUUGAGCUGAAGCUGGACAGAUCACCAGAUGACGACCAGAACACUACUCUUCUCCCUCUGCUAGCUCACCGCCAUCACACGGGAAUCCUCCUGAGCUCUACCGCCACCCGGUGUCAGCAUCCAGAACUGCUCGACAAUCACAUUCCGGGGCUGAUCUGGGAUGGCUGCUCCAGCAGCAGCCAGUCUCCCACCAGCAACCGGAAGCAGGGCCGAGGCCAGGACAGCCAUGGCUGGCACCACAAGAAGCACCUCCGGGACCGGAUCAGGACGCGCGGCCUGAUGAGACCACCCAGUGUCGGGACCAGGACCCUAGAGUUCUUCAUGGACAGACCCCAUGAGCCCACAUUCAGUCAGGAGAGAAACAACCUACACGCCAUGGAGGUGACCCAGAGGUUCUUUGAGACAGUGUCCACUCAGCUGGAGUGCUGGUAUGAGAGGAAGAUCCAGGAUGCCAAGCGGCAGGCAGAGCUCAGGGCACAGCAGGACAGGGCCGAACUCCUGCAGCGAAUUAGAAGCCUGGAGGAGGAGCUUGAACAGCUCAGGAUGACCAAUGGGAGCACAGACAGUUGAUGCCAACCGGAUUGACAUCAUGAUUUUGAGCAGAGGAAGAGAUGAAGUGAGAGGGUUUACUUUGCCCAAAAUCUGUCCACGAAAAUAAGACCGCAAAGUGAGGAAUUUUUUAUGGAGGACAAUGAGUCGAAUUUGGAUAAGAAAAACUUGAAUUGCUUACUUAAAAGUUUCAAAAUGGUUAGGUUGUUAUGAAUGUAUUGAUAUAAGUGAACACGUGGCAUUUCGGAAACCUAAAAAAAAAAAAAAAACUUAAUCUGAGUUGUGCCUUUUGUUCACAUGUCUAUCUGCCCUCUCAUUGAAUAGUCCCACCUGAUCUCGACUCCUUAUGGCCUGCCUUCCAUCAAAGACAAUACAGUGCUUCCAUCUUUGAGGACACUCAUUUCCAAUGUUAGUGGUCACUCGACUAUCUUGUCAAUAUAAUAGAUUGUCUUUGGUUAGACCCUUACCGUAACCUAAUUGUAACCCAUUUGAAAAUGAAAUAUCACAUCUGCUACGUCCCCUUUGUUUUCCCCAUUUAAUGCUUAUACAGUGUUUUGCAAAAGUAUUCAACCCACUUGGCGUUUUUUUUCAAUUUUAUUCCAUUACAACCUGCAAUUUAAAUGGAUUUUUAUUUGGUUUUCAUGUAAUGGACAUACACAAAAUAGUCCAAAUUGGUGAAAUGAAAUGAAAAAAUAUUAAAAAACAGAAAAGUGGUGAACGCAUUUGU
Oncorhynchus gorbuscha (pink salmon) is the source of this 3116-nucleotide messenger RNA. RefSeq names its product ankyrin repeat domain 6a (gene ankrd6a). The transcript has 14 exons. Lineage: Eukaryota; Metazoa; Chordata; Actinopteri; Salmoniformes; Salmonidae. Bases 224 to 2410 code for a protein of 728 amino acids. Gene Ontology annotation, cellular component: cytoplasm; nucleus. Gene Ontology annotation, molecular function: protein binding. The record is from RefSeq and is a predicted model, not a curated record.